This is a messenger RNA of Lacerta agilis (Sand lizard), 1806 nucleotides long. It is a transcript of the gene SMS, whose product is annotated as spermine synthase. Lineage: Eukaryota; Metazoa; Chordata; Lepidosauria; Squamata; Lacertidae. Gene Ontology annotation, molecular function: spermine synthase activity. Bases 215 to 1210 code for a protein of 331 amino acids. Gene Ontology annotation, biological process: spermine biosynthetic process. The transcript is spliced from 11 exons. The record is from RefSeq and is a predicted model, not a curated record.
CUUGCAAAACUGACUUUGUAACUGGCUUUUAAAAAGUGUGCGCCUAUAAAUUUUCGAGGAAGGGAUGAUCGUGCACGCCUUAUAGUCGCAUGCGUGACCUUAAUCUGUCCCUUAGGCGGUGACUUUUUUUUGCUUUUGCAGCUGUGCUGACAGUGACGAAGCUGAUUGUAGUGCCGUUUUUAAAGGUCUACAGCCCAUCUUCCAAGAGCAGGGAAUGACAGAAACUAUUCAUAACUGGGAAGAUCAUGGGUACUUAGCAACCUACGUCAGUAAAAAUGGCAGUUUUGCCAAUCUGAGAAUUUAUCCUCAUGGCUUGGUGUUGGUCGAUUUACAGAGUUACAACGAUUUGAAUGGAGGAGAAGUAGAGCAGCUUCUAAACAAGAUAGAAGAAAGAAUGAAAGAACUGUGUCAUAGAAACAUCAAAAGAGUAAAACGAUUGCCAGCCAUUGUGAGAGGAGAUGCUAUUGAUAAAUAUUGGCCCACAGCAGAUGGACGGUUGGUGGAGUAUGACAUUGAUGAAGUUGUUUAUGAUGAAGAGUCAGCUUACCAGAAUAUUAAAAUCUUACACUCGAAACAGUUUGGAAAUAUUCUUAUCCUCAGUGGGGAUGUUAAUCUGGCAGAGAGUGACCUGGCAUAUACACAAGCUAUAAUGGGCAGCGGGAAGGAAGACUACACCAACAAAGAAGUACUCAUUCUUGGAGGUGGAGAUGGGGGAAUACUGUAUGAAAUAGUCAAAUUGAAACCAAAGAUGGUCACCAUGGUAGAGAUUGACCAAAUGGUGAUUGACGGGUGUCGAAAAUAUAUGCGCAAAACAUGUGGAGAUGUCUUGGACAAUCUGAAAGGAGAAUGCUAUCAGGUUCUAAUAGAAGAUUGUAUUCCAGUCCUGAAGAGGUAUGCCAAAGAAGAAAGGAUGUUUGAUUAUGUAAUUAACGAUUUGACAGCUGUUCCAAUCUCCACAUCUCCAGAAGAAGAUUCUACGUGGGAGUUUCUGCGGAUGAUUCUGGACCUUUCAAUGAAAGUCUUGAAACCUGAUGGAAAAUAUUUUACACAGGGAAAUUGUGUAAAUCUGACUGAAGCUUUGACUCUCUACGAAGAACAGCUUGGUAGGCUAUACUGUCCUGUGGCAUUUUCAAAGGAAGUUGUAUGUGUCCCUUCAUACAUGGAACUAUGGGUAUUUUAUACUAUUUGGAAGAAGAGAACAGAUGUUUGAAGUUCAAGGUCCACAUGCCACACAUGCAUGAAGUGUGUAGGGCUUGCUACAUGCUACAUCUUGGCGUCUUGAAUCUUUAAAUUAUAUGCUGUAGAUGAUCCUGAAACUUAGUCAUGCUAUCAAUUUGUGAAUUCUUUAAAUGUUUUUUAUUAUUAUUUUAAUUUAAAAGCAAAUGGGGAAAAAUGUAUAUUUUGAUGAGCUAGGGUGUUAUUUUUUGAAAGUCAACGUAGAUGAAUUAGCAGCAAAGCUAUAGCUGCUGAAUGCACUGAACCUUUAGAAUGUGAUCAUUUUUAUUUUUUAUUUUAGAUCGUUGAAUACCAAUUUUAAAAGACAAUGUUAGCAUUUCAGUGUGGUACCAUAGAAUUUUCUCUCCCUUCAGACAUUAAUCAGUUUAAUAGUCAUGGUGCUUUAAAUAGACUUUAAGUGGGUUGUUUGUUAAAUGAUCGAUGUGCUUCCAUUGGAGGAAUUAAGGGCAGACUUCUUUCUUUCUUUUUAAGGAAACACUCUGGCCCAUUGUGGUGCUAUAAAGCCACCAUGAUACUACUUGUGGUGAAUCCUUAUUCUAACCCUCAUGUGUCAAGAUCUGGUAAUUCAUU